This is a messenger RNA of Terrapene triunguis (Three-toed box turtle), 2629 nucleotides long. It is a transcript of the gene SENP1, whose product is annotated as SUMO specific peptidase 1. The record is from RefSeq and is a predicted model, not a curated record. Gene Ontology annotation, biological process: protein desumoylation. Gene Ontology annotation, cellular component: nucleus. The coding region runs from base 81 to 1892 and encodes 603 amino acids. The transcript is spliced from 16 exons. Gene Ontology annotation, molecular function: deSUMOylase activity. NCBI's taxonomy places the organism in Eukaryota, Metazoa, Chordata, Testudines, Emydidae.
AGGGGCCCGCGCGCUCCGCCUGGUUCCGCUUCCGUCCCCUUGAGUUUGUCGUCAGCAUCAGUGAUGUGAGCAGUCUGGAAAUGGAUGAGAUUGCUGAUCCUGUGAGGAUGGAAGCUGGUGAUGCAACGUUGGCUAAUCACAACUCGAUAUUCAAGGCCUUUCCUCUACAACAGACUGCUAUUCCAGGGGAUCAGCUUUCACUGUCUGAUGACAAGUUUUUACCAAUCAAGUUUGGCAGUUUGGAGAGAGCUUUUACGUGCUCCACGGGAAGUGCAUCAUGCAGUCCAAGUUACUACUCAGAAAUUCCAUCCUCUGAGAGUUACCGGGUGUCGGGAGAAUUGAGAACGUUUGGACCAAGUGCCAACGGACAGGGGAGGGGUUUGGUACCCACCCUGGGUUCUAUGUUACAGAAACCUAGAGUGAGUCGAAACUUGUAUCUCGACACUCGCAAAACUCCAAGUGGAACGUCAAAUAGUUUUGUAGGGAAGUCAAACCAUCAUUGUCACGUAUCUGCAUAUGAAAAAACAUUUCCAAUCAAGCCCGUUACAAGUCCCUCAUGCCGUCGCAGCCUGCUAAGCCCCAAGAAAACCCAGAGGAGAUUCGUCAGCACUGCAGAAGAGACAGUUCGAGAGGAAGAGCGAGAGAUCUACAGGCAGCUGCUUCAGAUGGUCACUGGAAAACAGUUCUCAACAUCCAAGCCGGCCUCGCUUUUCCCCCUUCACCUGCCCAGAUGUUUGAGUAAAAACGUCAUGAAAGAAACCCCCUGCAAGAAUGCAAAACCAUUCGAAACGUACAGCCUCGCUCCUGUCAGCCAGUCAGCUAGUGUUGUGGGAACACAGGAGCAGCCAUCACACAAGCCACCACCGUACCCUGUAUCCAGUUAUCCCUCAAAUGUUACGUUUGAGUCCGAUAAUACCACCACUCAGCAUCAGCGAGAUAAUCUACCAGCAUCCAACGCCCAGCCUGAAGGAUCAGACUCGGUCAUUGUGCUCAAGGUAAAAGAUUCCAGAACUCCGGCUCCAAGCCUCCCUUUCUUCCAGGCAGAAUUGUGGAUCAAAGAAUUAACCAGCGUCUAUGAUUCACGAGCCCGCGAGAGAUUGCGUCAAAUAGAAGAGCAGAAAGCUUUGGCAUUGCAACUGCAGAGCCAGAGAUUGCAGGAGCAGGAACACUUGAUACAGGACCCAGUAGAUUUGAAUCUUCGAGUGCCUCUUGAGAAAGAGAUCCCUGUCACAGUUCUCCCUGAAGAGAAAGAGAAUGCUAAAUCAGCUGAUAACGAAGAGGAAUUCCCUGAAAUCACAGAGGAAAUGGAGAAGGAAAUCAAGAGCGUAUUCCGCAGUGGAAACCAGGAUGAGAUCCUGAGUGAAGCUUUUCGGUUAACGAUAACCCGGAAAGACAUUCAGACCCUGAACAACCUGAACUGGCUUAACGAUGAGAUAAUUAAUUUCUACAUGAAUUUGCUGAUGGAGCGAAGCAAAGAGAAGGGGUUGCCGACAGUUCAUGCGUUUAAUACCUUCUUUUUUACUAAAUUAAAAACUGCUGGGUACCAAGCAGUGAAACGGUGGACAAAAAAAGUAGAUGUUUUCUCUGUGGAUGUUCUCUUGGUGCCUAUUCAUCUUGGAGUCCAUUGGUGCCUAGCCGUUAUAGACUUCAGGAAGAAAACCAUCACCUAUUACGAUUCCAUGGGUGGAAUAAACAAUGAAGCCUGCAGGAUACUGUUGCAAUACUUAAAACAGGAAAGUCUUGACAAAAAACGGAAAGAAUUUGAUGCUAACAACUGGUCGUUGCUCAGCAAGAAGAGUCAGGUACGUUGGUCUCGUGCAGCUAGAGCCCAUAGUUGGGGACCGAGAGAGCUGCACAAAUUGUAUCGUGGCCUAAUCAUUCCCCAUUGUUAAUCUCUCACCGUCACCUGACGGUCGUGCAUGGGAAAGCCGCUUUUCUCCAAGAUGAAUCAGCAGCAGCCCCAAGGGGAUUUGCUCUCCGUGCAUAGCGCUUCCAUCCCACCAGGGAAGAAGGAUGGUCGUGUGGUUAAGGCAGUGGAAUGGGAGUUAGAAGGACCCAGGUUCUGUUCCUGGUUCUGCUACAGCCUUUUUAUGUGGCCUAAAGCAAGUCCCUGCUCUCUCGGCCUCCAUUCCCCAUCAGUAAAAUGAGGCUAAUACUCCUCGCUUCUCUACAGGGGUGUUGUAAAGACAAGUUCAUGAAUGACUGAGGUCCUCAGACCUUAGGGUGCCUAGAUAGGCACGACUACCUGGAGUCCGUGAUGCACCAUCAGUCUCCUCUUUUCAGUUGCUUCCCAGAGUGGGUCGCUCCACACUGUUUUUUUUUUUUUCAUCCCCAUUUGACCAGGCUACUAUUGGCCCAUCUGUUUCGAAGCUUCGUUUUGCCCCAACUCCCUAAAUCUCAAGUACAUGGGGACACCCUGGGGUUUUCUUACCUGCUUCAAUGCUCAUGGCGCUUUAUCUGUGGAGCGUUUGCUAAAGUUAAGGGGAAGUUUUAGUCUCGUCGAAAUAUAGAGGCUCAGGGCUUGUUUUUGUUGUUGAAGGAAAUCCCCCAACAAAUGAAUGGCAGCGACUGUGGAAUGUUUGCCUGCAAAUAUGCCGACUGCAUUACCAAAGACAGACGGAUCAAUUUC